Molecule: messenger RNA, 417 nt
Organism: Humulus lupulus (European hop)
Lineage: Eukaryota; Viridiplantae; Streptophyta; Magnoliopsida; Rosales; Cannabaceae
Exons: 1
Coding region: 1-417 (138 amino acids)
Source: RefSeq, a predicted model, not a curated record
AUGUGUAGAUUCCUUGUUGAUUCUAGAGCGACUCAUUCUUAUGUUUCUAUGAAUGUGAUUGAUAAAUUGAGUAUGCCUUAUAAACUGUUUGAGCAUAACUUUGGUACAAUGUUGCCAUCGGGGGAUAUGAUGUUGCCAAAUAAGUGGUUAGCGUCAACGCCUGUAAUAGUAGAGGACAGGGAGUGCCCAGCAGACCUUAUAGAACUUAGUAUACCAAAUUAUGAUGUCAUACUUGGCAUGGAUUGGUUAUCCAAACAUGGGGCUACAAUAUAUUAUCGAAAGAAGACUGUAGGGUUCAGGCCAAAAGAAGAAGAGGUCAUUCCUUUAGAGGAGAAGUACCAGUUUUUGGACACCCGUAAUAUCUACACUGGAAGCACGGAAUAUGAUGCAACAUGGUUGUUCGGCGUUCCUGGCUAG